This is a messenger RNA of Oncorhynchus nerka (sockeye salmon), 2259 nucleotides long. Its product is annotated as myocyte-specific enhancer factor 2D homolog. The transcript is spliced from 13 exons. NCBI's taxonomy places the organism in Eukaryota, Metazoa, Chordata, Actinopteri, Salmoniformes, Salmonidae. The record is from RefSeq and is a predicted model, not a curated record. The coding region runs from base 466 to 2196 and encodes 576 amino acids. Gene Ontology annotation, molecular function: protein dimerization activity; histone deacetylase binding; RNA polymerase II cis-regulatory region sequence-specific DNA binding. Gene Ontology annotation, biological process: positive regulation of transcription by RNA polymerase II; cell differentiation; heart development.
GGUUGUGCACUAGGUACAUUGUAUCGUUUGGCUGAACGGAAUAGUUACAUUUUACGGAGAAGGGGAGAGUGGAUUUAUUUAAAUUGAGACGUCGAUCAUGAUUAUAGCGCAUCGUAUUUUCAUUAUACCUAUAUUUUAAACCAAUCCUCUAGCUUUUCACACGAUUGUGGAUGUAAUAUUUCAGGGAGUGACAUCGUCCUCACCACAGCAACGGUUGAGAAACUGGUGACCUUUGACCUGAGCGAACAAUGAACUGAGGGCAACUCUCAACCAGCUCUACCAACGGCAGACCCUCUGCCCUGUCACCCUAGACCUGGGCAGAGGAGUGUGUGUGUGCGACUGCACGUGGUGUUUAUGAGUCUGCCCGUACUCUAGAAAGAGCUACACUCCCUCUCUCCUCGUCUGAGAGGAGGCACCUCUGACCCUUGACCCUGAUUGACUGACCCCAACCAACCACCAGGAAGCAUGGGGAGGAAAAAGAUUCAGAUCCAACGGAUCACCGACGAGAGGAACAGACAGGUGACGUUCACCAAGAGAAAGUUUGGCCUGAUGAAGAAGGCGUACGAGCUGAGUGUGCUGUGUGACUGUGAGAUUGCCCUCAUCAUCUUCAACCACUCCAACAAACUGUUCCAGUACGCCAGCACCGACAUGGACAAGGUGCUGCUCAAGUACACCGAGUACAACGAACCCCACGAGAGCCGGACCAACGCCGACAUCAUUGAGACGUUGCGAAAGAAAGGCUUCAACGGUUGCGAAAGUCCCGAGCCAGACGGAGAGGAUUCCAUAGACCAGAGCCCCCUGAACGACGACAAAUACCGCAAGACCACCGAAGACCUAGACAUCCUCUUCAAGCGCUACGGUGUCAGUUCUGCGGUCCCACCCCCCACAUUUUCCAUGCCCGUCACCGUCCAGGCUUCUAAUCAGAACACAUUGCAAUUCAGUAACCCUGGCAACGCCAUGGUGACCACCUCCUACGUGACGUCGCCGUCUGACAACCACCACCUGUCGCCCCAGCAACCGGCGCUCCAGAGAAACACAGUGUCUCCUGGGUUGCCACAGCGACCGGCCAGUGCAGGUGCUAUGCUCGGGGGCGACCUGAACAAUUCAAAUGGAGGAUGCCCAAGUCCAGUCCCUAACGGAUACAUCAGUGCCAGGGCCUCCCCGGGCCUCCUCUCUGUCUCCAAUGGCAACAGCCUGGGGAAAGUAGUUCCGGCCAAGUCCCCGCCCCCGCCUCAGAGCCCACAGAUGGUCAACAGCCGCAAGCCAGACCUCCGGGUAAUCACCUCUCAGGGUGGGAAGAGCCUGAUGCAGAUGACAGAUGAUGAGCUGGAGAUGGUGAGCGAGAAUGCCCAGCGUUUGGCCGGCGCACAAGUGGCCCAGGCGCUCACCACGCCAGUGGUCUCCGUGACAACGCCCAGCCUCCUGGCACAGGGGUUGCCCUUCUCCGCCAUGCCGACAGCUUACAACACAGAAUACCAGCUGACGAGCGCUGACAUCACCGCUCUCCACGCCCUGGCGUCACCAGGCGGCCUGCUGCAAGGCAACGUGUCGUGGCAACAGCAACCGUCUUUGUCCCAGCAGCAACAGCAGCAGCAGCAGCAACAACUUAGUCUGGCGUCGCUUAGCAACUUGGUCAUGUGGGGCAUGGACAAACAGAGCGGGGACCUGUCUAGCCAGAUCUCCAGUCUGGCGGCCAAUCUGAGCGCCUCGCAGUCCAACCUCCUCUUGGGUAGAGAUGAGUGGUUGGGCCGGCCGGUGGGGCACAUACCUCAGGGCACCAUGCUGACUGUCAACACCAACUCCAACAUGAGCAUCAAGUCUGAGCCCAUCUCGCCUGGCCGAGACCGCCGCUCCCCGUGCCCCCCUCCGUCCUCAUCCGGGGGGGGCGUCCAGACGGCCGCGCCUCCGCCACAGUACCCUGGUUCCCUGCUGUGCCUGGAGCCCCCAACCGGCCGUUCCCCCGCCGACAGCCUCAGCAGCAACGGCAGCUCCUACGAGGGCAAUGACCACGACGACCCUGCGGCAGGUGGCGGAGGAGGAGGCAUCGGCGGAAGUGCAGCGGGCAACAUGGGCAACGCUGGCCGCUCCCUGCCCCCCGAAUUCAGCCCCUCGGUGGAGCUCCUGCGGGCCCAGAAUGAGGCGGAGCAGGAAGGAGCCAACAUAAAACGCAUGAGACUCGAUGCGUGGGUCACAUAGAGGCCAUGGCGCCAACAUCAUCGACCCCUGAAGCACCACAAACACAGAACACCCCCACCACCA